Messenger RNA from Didymodactylos carnosus, 308 nucleotides. The record is from the annotation of a GenBank genome assembly. Lineage: Eukaryota; Metazoa; Rotifera; Eurotatoria; Philodinida; Philodinidae.
AUGAUGAACCGACGUUCGACAAUCUCAUUGAAAAAUAUACCUAUUACUAAACUUCAACUUCCUCCAAGAAAACGAUCGCAAGCACAACUUAAAACAUCAUCUGAAUCAUCUUUUAUUCCUCCUUCUAUCAUGACCGAUAUAGAAGCUCUUCAACAAACACAAUCUAAACAAGAAAUUACUUCAAAAGAUUCAUUAAAUCUUACUAAUGAAUUAUCCGGUGUUCUGUUACAGGUUUCUGGUCAGACACAUACCAUUUUAUCUGCUAAAGAUCAACCAGCAACGAAUGGUUUACUUUCUUUUAAUCAACC